This is a messenger RNA of Syzygium oleosum, 825 nucleotides long. Its product is annotated as major strawberry allergen Fra a 1-2-like. Gene Ontology annotation, molecular function: protein phosphatase inhibitor activity; signaling receptor activity; abscisic acid binding. Gene Ontology annotation, biological process: abscisic acid-activated signaling pathway; defense response. Gene Ontology annotation, cellular component: cytoplasm; nucleus. The transcript is spliced from 2 exons. Bases 302 to 706 code for a protein of 134 amino acids. The record is from RefSeq and is a predicted model, not a curated record. NCBI's taxonomy places the organism in Eukaryota, Viridiplantae, Streptophyta, Magnoliopsida, Myrtales, Myrtaceae.
UUUUGGAUCCCAGUGGUCUCUCUUAAUCUCUCUCCUAAAGAAUGAAACCCUAAUCUACUUAGUGAAGUUCCAUUCAUGCAAAACAUGACAAAAAGCAGAAUGUUUGGUGCUUUGCUAGUUUGGCAAUCCUAGAAUUUAUCAGCCAAUGGGAUACACUUAGGAAAAAUCAGGACUCCUCCACUCCAACCUAUAAGUGUAUCUAAUUCUCAUCUCUUAUAUCCCAAGCUCACAAACCUCAUUCAACUCCACUCUCCUUGAUCAUAUUGUUCAUAUUUCUGUAGCUAGCUACCUUAACGACAUCAUGGGUGUGUUCACUUUCACAAAUGAAUACACUUCCCCAAUCCCUCCGGCAAAAUUGUUCAAGGCCCUGGUUUUGGACUCACAUAACCUAAUUCCCAAACUCAUGCCUCAAUCUAUUAAGAGCAUUGACCUCCUCCAAGGCGAUGGAGGGGCUGGAAACAUCAAGCAGAUCAACUUCAUUGAAGGUAAUUAUGCUUUUUUGCUUGGUCAACUUAGCAGCAUGAAGAAUCACGUGGAUGAGCUGAACUUAAAGACAUUCACGUACAAGUAUACCAUGAUCAAUCUUAAAGAGAAGUUUGAAUCUAUUGUUUACGAAGUCAAAUUCAAGCCAACACAAGAAGGCGGGAGCAACAACAAGAUGACAAGCACGUAUUCAACAAAGGGAGAUGUUGAGCUUAAAGAAUAGGACGUAAGGCAGGCAAAGAGCAAGCCCUCGGAAUGUACAAGGUCGCCGAAGCAUACCUCCUCCAAAAUCCUGACGCUUAUGCUUGAAACUUCAAAUUCUCUAUUUAGUAAUUUAAGAAG